GACAAGGACGUGCGCGAGAAGCAACAUAUCGCGGCAGCGGUGAGUACCCAUGAUUCUACCGGAAGGCCCUCUAGUAAGAAGUUCGAUCAUGACGUUCUUGGGCUUCGCGCGGCUCAGGCUCACGAGAAGCGUUUGUUCAAUGAAAAGAACACUUUGAUGUUUCACCUUCACGGAGGGUUUGUUCCGCGCGACAUUGAGAGGACAAAUUUGACGUGGAAAGCUCGAGACAAGAAAAUGGACGACACGAGAAUGCGAGAAUGCUUUCGCCAUGUGUGCAACACGGAUGACCAGUCGGACUCGGUUUCGCGGGAAUCUACUCCUGAAUCUGAUCACGCAACCACCGCAAUGCUUCGGCAGGUCACAGUUUUUGUAAACCCAAUAUCAUGGUUGCGCGGGACAUACGAAGAUGAGGACCAAUGGCAAUGCUACAAGGUCCGUCACAAGAGUUUGGUACAUUUCACGGUGGAAGAGGAUGAGAAGCAAGGAGGUGAACAAGACCAGGUGGACCACAGUACCGGUGCCGGGGGUACGUCUACCAGCACUGGUAGAAGUGCGCUUAGGUCUAGUGCUGCUCCCUCCCUUCGUGAGGAUUAUUUCUUGUUGCGUGACGAGGUUGAGAAUCAUCCGGACCAGAUUCAACAGUACAAGACGAGAAUGGCUACUUUUAUUGUUAACCGCACCUGCCGUGGGGAGGAGGUUUACCCCUUUUUGCCUAAAGAUGUUGUAGAGCGUGCGUGGAAGGAGUCUCAGGAUCCGAAUAUAAAAGUGGUACAGAAUCUUUACAACGGAACCGGAAUGUAGUCGGAUUCGGAACGGUUCGAAUCCUCGAGAGGCUGGGCUGCACCACGACCGCAAGAGUCCUCGUCCGCGGUCGUGUCGUCAGAACAGAUGAUGAGUUACCUUGAGCCGAUGUUGCUGGCUUCUGAUCGCCGAAGAGCGCCCUUCCCCGGAUCAACGCAGUGGUACGAUCAGCAGCAUGAGCAUAGUAGACGUAAGCUACAAGCAGCCCCAGGAGAUGAAGGAGGCUUGUUUGUCAAAUGGUACGAGCCGACGGUGAGUGCAUUAGCAGCUGCACGUGGAACCCUGGAGAUGUCGCCACAAAGUCGUUUCGUGAACUUUGCAGAUGCUUUGUACCUAAGCCUACGUCCUGGGGAAGGUACAUCUUCUUCGUCCAGCUUGCGCAUUACACCAGUCUGGUUGGAAAAGCAAUUCUUGCUUGGAAAAGAUGAUGAAGCGGUAAAGUUUGCUCCUGCCACUGAAGUAUCGUCUUCGUCCGGGCAGACCGCGUCACAGUCCCCGUGGGCCCAGCUUCAAAAUAAUUGGGACUGUAUUAAGUACUUAUUCUCCGCUCCUGUUCCUGUACAUGCUUCUACUCGUCAUCUUGAUGCUCCUCCUGCCGACCACGUUUCGUCUGCUGCGGACCAAACAAGUUCUUUCAGAAAUACAUGCAAAGACUCUGCGUUUAAUGAUAAACUCAUUCCCCGUCAAUUCAGAGAGUACCAGUACUCCUAUUUUCGCGCGCAAACCAGGGAUCCACCUCGCGGCGCUUUGAUGAGAAAUCCAGACGCGAAAACAACGCUGCAAGAGAUGUUGCGUGGUGCUUUCGGAUUCGCUUAGAGAGAGCUCCUCUAAUGGAGACUAGAUGCAUGCACGGGCAACACGGGGAGAAAUCAUCAAAAUUAUCAUUUAUUGAAUAAGUAAGUAGGUUUAUACGAAGAUCACUAACAGGGACUAGUAAAAAGUAUGCAUAAUAAUUAGAACAACAGGGACUAAAAGAAAAAGCAGCACAGUAUGCAUAGGCACCAUGUUGGCAAAGGGAACAUUUUUAGCAAUCAAGAAGUCUUUCAUUGCAUAGCGUCAAUACCGAGAUCGCGAGUACAAACGUAAGACAGAAGUAGCAAAGAACUACCACGAUCAAGAUCAAUGAUCAACAGCAGAACGGGACUAGAUCGUAGAUCACACGACAGCACUAGGAUCAUAAUCAUCCAUGAUCACCAUAGUACUGCAUUAAAGUAUUAAAGGACCAGCAAGGUCAUAGACAAGAAGCACAGAAGGAAGAACGUCAUCAGAAGCCAAAACCAACUACAUGAGUCAUCUUGUCAGUGGCCGGCCAUUUGAGCUAUUGCA
This is a messenger RNA of Amoebophrya sp. A25, 2127 nucleotides long. NCBI's taxonomy places the organism in Eukaryota, Dinophyceae, Syndiniales, Amoebophryaceae. The record is from the annotation of a GenBank genome assembly.